AUGAGAGAGAAAGGUCGAGCUGCUUCGCGAUCGUGCAUCUUCAUCCUUUGGAAUGUAGGUGGGCUGGAAGUUACAAGUCCCGCCAUUGGUACUCUCAAGGAUGAAGGGGGAUCCACUAUGGACCACCCUAUCAACUCGAGCUCGAGUGCUUCACACUCUCCUACCCACUACGAGAACAUCGCCCUGGUAUGCAGAUGUAGGGAGGGAGAUUGGUUUGAUUGGCCAGGAGCGCAGAUCCAGUCCCCACUCUUUUUUACGAUUGGUCUCGAUAGAGUUGUCCACGAGAUCCGUACCCAGCUAUAG
Messenger RNA from Coprinopsis cinerea okayama7#130, 303 nucleotides. RefSeq lists its product as hypothetical. The record is from RefSeq and is a predicted model, not a curated record. Bases 1 to 303 code for a protein of 100 amino acids. NCBI's taxonomy places the organism in Eukaryota, Fungi, Basidiomycota, Agaricomycetes, Agaricales, Psathyrellaceae. The transcript has 2 exons.